Messenger RNA from Cololabis saira (Pacific saury), 1152 nucleotides. Its product is annotated as zinc finger protein 239-like. Bases 88 to 1152 code for a protein of 354 amino acids. Lineage: Eukaryota; Metazoa; Chordata; Actinopteri; Beloniformes; Belonidae. The record is from RefSeq and is a predicted model, not a curated record. The transcript is spliced from 4 exons.
CAUAAAGGCAAAGAGAGACCCACAAGUUAUCGUUGUGAUCACUGCAAGAAAGUCCUCACCACUUCAUCAGGUCUGAGAAAACAUAAGAUGAUUCACACUGGAGAUAAACCGUUCACUUGUGAUCAGUGUGGAGCAGCUUUUACCAGACAAGAUAGUCUAAGGACUCACCAACGUAUUCACACUGGAGAUAAACCGUUCACUUGUGAUCAGUGUGGAGCAGCUUUUACCACAUCAGGUAAUCUAAUGAUUCACCAACGUGUUCACACUGGAGAUAAACCGUUCAGAUGUGAACAGUGUGGAGCAGCUUUUACCACAUCAAGUAAUCUAAUGACUCACAAACGUAUUCACACUGGAGAUAAACCGUUCACUUGUGAUCAGUGUGGAGCAGCUUUUACCACACAAGGUCAUCUAAAGAUUCACCAACGCAUUCACACUGGAGAUAAACCGUUCAGAUGUGAACAGUGUGGAGCAGCUUUUACCACAUCAAGUAAUCUAAUGACUCACAAACGUAUUCACACUGGAGAUAAACCGUUCACUUGUGAUCAGUGUGGAGCAGCUUUUACCCAACAAGGUAAUCUAAUGACUCACCAACGUAUUCACACUGGCCAUAAACCGUUCACUUGUGAUCAGUGUGGAGCAGCUUUUACCACACAAGGUCAUCUAAAGAUUCACCAACGCAUUCACACUGGAGAUAAACCGUUCAGAUGUGAACAGUGUGGAGCAGCUUUUACCACAUCAAGUAAUCUAAUGACUCACAAACGUAUUCACACUGGAGAUAAACCGUUCACUUGUGAUCAGUGUGGAGCAGCUUUUACCACACAAGGUCAUCUAAAGAUUCACCAACGCAUUCACACUGGAGAUAAACCGUUCAGAUGUGAACAGUGUGGGGCAGCUUUUACCACAUCAAGUAAUCUAAUGACUCACCAACGUAUUCACACUGGAGAUAAACCGUUCAGAUGUGAACAGUGUGGGGCAGCUUUUACCACAUCAAGUCACCUAAAGAGACACCAACGUACUCACACGAAUUUCACCGGCACGGUGCAUCCAAGUGAGCGCUGCAGCUUCUCAGGAUGGUUCAGUCCAGGGACUCUGAGGAACCUGGGGACCGACACCCAGGGUGUAGAUACAUCUCAGGGAGCUUUGGCUCCUUGA